CACAAGCAGCAUUUGCAAACAAAACAAACGAAAAAAGAAACAUUUCCACGAUCUCCCUAUUUCAUAACAAGAAAAUUUUGAAUUGAAAGUAGAUUUGUUCAUCACGAGUGUACACAUUACCAGUCAGAGAUUAAGAGAUGUCAGAUGAGGAGGUUAUCAAACGACGACUGCUGAUCGACGGAGAUGGCACAGGGGACGAUCGAAGAAUCAAUGUCCUCAUUAAAACGUUCACCAAAUGGUGUAACUCAACCGACACAACUGAAGAUGAUCAACCGACUUUUAAUCGAAUGUUGGGUCAACUGGCACAGUGUGAGUUCGCUGUUGUUAAGUCCGACUAUUUGUCCAAAAUGAUGAAGCAGGAGAAGAAAAAUUACGAAAAAGUAUCAGCGGAAUACGACUUGGCCAUCAUUCAGACCAAAAAACAGAUCGAAGAGAGCAAGGAGAAGUUGGUGUUGGCGAAAAAAAUUCGCAAAAAUCGAAUGGAAUACGAUGUUUUGGCGAAAAUUAUUUCCCAACAGCCGGAUAGACGAAAGACGACCGAGAAACUGGAGGUGCUGAAGAAGGACUUGAACGAAUUGGGAAAUACACGGCGCCAACUGGAGGCGAAAAUGGAAAUGCGGAAAAAUGAAUUUUCUGUGUUGAUGAGAUCCAUACAAGAAUUGCAAAAUAAAUUGGACGAUUUCAUGGAUGAAGAGGUGGAUGGAGGUGGGGUGAAAGAUGUCGAAAUGGUGGAUGUAGCCGAAUGAGUUUGUUUGAAGCGAAUGUCAAAUUUAGUUCUGUGCUACAGAAAUUGCGAUAUGGAGUGAGGAAUAAACUGAACAUUUUUUUACGAUA
Bradysia coprophila is the source of this 834-nucleotide messenger RNA. RefSeq names its product THO complex subunit 7 (gene thoc7). The record is from RefSeq and is a predicted model, not a curated record. Gene Ontology annotation, cellular component: THO complex part of transcription export complex. Lineage: Eukaryota; Metazoa; Arthropoda; Insecta; Diptera; Sciaridae. Gene Ontology annotation, biological process: mRNA processing; mRNA export from nucleus.